AGGUGGGGUUUCCGGCGCGGCUAGGACCCAGCUUCCGGCGUCCGUCGGGAAGCUGCGGGGAUUUUUAUCCCGACUGAGAGGAACCUGCUGCUAGUGUGGCUGGCUGGUUUUGCCAUUAGUGGGGGCCUUGCCUGAGGACGGCGUACAGAGUGUGGGGAAUGAAGGAUGGCAGCACGCCGUGCAUUAAAAGCUGUUUUGGUAGAUCUCAGUGGCACACUUCACAUUGAAGAUGCAGCUGUGCCAGGCGCACAGGAAGCUCUUAAAAGGCAAGCUAUCCUCCAGGUUCAGCUGACAAAUAUGUUUGUUACGUGGUGCUUCUGUAAUCAUUAGGUUUGUGACUAAUACGACCAAAGAGAGCAAGCAAGACCUGUUGGAAAGGUUGAGAAAACUGGAAUUUGAUAUCUCUGAAAAUGAAAUAUUCACAUCUCUGACUGCAGCCAGAAGUUUACUAGAGCAGAAACAAGUCAGACCCAUGCUGCUAGUUGAUGAUCGGGCACUAUCUGAUUUCAAAGGCAUACAAACAAGUGAUCCUAAUGCUGUGGUCAUAGGAUUGGCACCAGAACAGUUUCAUUAUCAAAUUCUGAAUCAAGCAUUCCGGUUACUCCUGGAUGGAGCACCUCUGAUAGCAAUCCACAAAGCCAGGUAUUACAAGAGGAAAGAUGGCUUAGCCCUGGGGCCUGGACCAUUUGUGACUGCUUUAGAGUAUGCCACAGAUACCAAAGCCACAGUCGUAGGGAAACCAGAGAAGACGUUCUUUUUGGAAGCAUUGCGAGGCACUGGCUGUGAACCUGAGGAGGCUGUCAUGAUAGGAGAUGAUUGCAGGGAUGAUGUUGGUGGGGCUCAGGAUGUUGGCAUGCUGGGCAUCUUAGUAAAGACUGGGAAAUACCGAGCAUCAGAUGAAGAAAAAAUUAAUCCACCUCCUUACUUAACUUGUGAGAGUUUCCCUCAUGCUGUGGACCACAUUCUGCAGCACCUGUUGUGAAGCAAUGUGUGCGUCUGAAGCAACUUGAAACGCAGCUUCUUACCGUCUGGAAUGAAUCCCUGACCAACUCAGUGCCAGCAUCGGUAGACACACACCAGUCAGUGCUGAUCGCUUUUUAACCCUCUUUUGUUGUGCAUUAAUUAGAAAGAAAGGUAUUGAAUUGCGGCCAGCCAGUAAGCCUUGCAAAUCUCUUUUAUUUUGUAACUGAAGAUGAGACCCAAAGAAAGGGAAAGCUGAGAUUUUGUGCCAUUCCUUUUAAAAUAUUCAUCAGGUUAGACAGGGCUGGGAGGGAGAAGCUACCACAGGGAAGAGUGUUCUCUGCUGUCUCCUCACUGGAAAACAGGGAGGGGGGAUUUCAGACUGUGAAGAAAGUUGAAUGGUGGUUUUUAAAUUAUAAGGUAAUGUAUUAAAAGGUGCAUUAGGCUGUAGUUCUAGUAUUGAGUUCAACUGUGAAAUCCAUCAGAUGUGCCAAAUGGAGAAGAUAGAAAGUAACAAAGAGAUUUGUCCUUUAGCCCAAGUGAUACAGUGAAUUUGCUUUAAUAGAUGUUGAAAACUAAAUUUUCUACUGUAUUCCCAGCAUGGGUGACUUCUUUUUCUCUUCAUUAGCCAGAGAUGACUAAUUUAAAUUUAGAACCAGAUUUUAAUUUAAAAUAAUACUUCCAUUAAUAACCUAUUCAUUGCAGAUACCUAUUAUACUGUGUAACAGUUGUUUUGGAAAUUUUAUGUAAAAUUAAAACUAUCAGUAUUUUACAGAUGUUUUAAUUAGACAUUGUUAUUAACAGGAACAGUGCAGAAACUAGAAUCAAGCCUUGUAAUGUCUUAUAGACCAUGCAUUUUUGAAGUUAGUGUCCACUAGGGUCCUAUUAACUGUACAUUUGCAAGAUUUCAUUAUUUUUGCCUCUGACACUAUGGGAAAAAUUUUUUAGAAGCUACUGGGACAGAUUCAAGCUUUUAUGUACUUGGUUACUACAGCUGUAAAAUGAAAUCUCGUCUUGUAGCAUGGAUUAUUCUUCUCAUGUUAAACCCACCAAAAUGAAGGGGACUAAAUAGGUAAUGAUUUUCCUAGUGCAUUUGCAUACUGUGACAAUCCUGGGUCUUGCAAUAGUUUUACAGGGCUCUUGGGCAUUGAAUUAUUAGGAUGUAAUUGUACAUCAUUGUAGUGUUCACCUUAUUGAAGCUCUGAUGUUAAUGAGCUUCGGGUUUUGAUGCUUGUUUAGAGAUCAGCAGUCUUGGAUGGGAGGGAACAAAGCUAAAUAAAUAGUAGUUUGGUGA
Piliocolobus tephrosceles (Ugandan red Colobus) is the source of this 2254-nucleotide messenger RNA. It is a transcript of the gene HDHD2, whose product is annotated as haloacid dehalogenase like hydrolase domain containing 2. Gene Ontology annotation, molecular function: phosphatase activity. Gene Ontology annotation, biological process: dephosphorylation. The transcript has 7 exons. NCBI's taxonomy places the organism in Eukaryota, Metazoa, Chordata, Mammalia, Primates, Cercopithecidae. Bases 473 to 982 code for a protein of 169 amino acids. Gene Ontology annotation, cellular component: cytoplasm. The record is from RefSeq and is a predicted model, not a curated record.